Messenger RNA from Dunckerocampus dactyliophorus (ringed pipefish), 8551 nucleotides. It is a transcript of the gene trappc8, whose product is annotated as trafficking protein particle complex subunit 8. Gene Ontology annotation, cellular component: phagophore assembly site; TRAPPIII protein complex; cytoplasmic vesicle. Gene Ontology annotation, biological process: protein localization to phagophore assembly site; endoplasmic reticulum to Golgi vesicle-mediated transport. Bases 139 to 4566 code for a protein of 1475 amino acids. The record is from RefSeq and is a predicted model, not a curated record. Gene Ontology annotation, molecular function: protein binding. NCBI's taxonomy places the organism in Eukaryota, Metazoa, Chordata, Actinopteri, Syngnathiformes, Syngnathidae. The transcript has 30 exons.
GUGUGCCGCCUAGGCAACAUGGCCGCCGUCAACCGUACAGAGCAGCAGUUCUUCCCAGCUAUGUGACUGCUGGCGCCCGCUGAGCAACACUUGUGUUGGAUCUGUUUGGUGUGUUGGCUGUCCUGACGCGGGACCGACAUGGCUCAGUGUGUCCAGUCGGUACAGGAGUUCGUCCAGGACUCGUUCGUGCCCAUGGUGGCGGUCCUGUGCAGCGACGAGGCGGAGAGAAUGACUCGCAAGAACAACCUGAAUUUUGCCGAACUGCUGCGGCCUUUCUGCCGGCUGACUUCCGAAGGUCACAUCCGGGACCCCAACAACCAGCUGCAGGUGGUCAAAAACCUGCGCAUCUGUGUCAACAACGUGGUGACGAGCACCAGCACGGCGUCCACCACCCUCAGCCCCGCCCAGCGUCACCGGCUCAAUGAAGUAGUAUUAUCCUGCCAUCCACAGGAGGGCGCUGUGUCCGCCACCAUCACAUCGAGGGACUAUGACCUCAGCUUCAACGAUCAUUCUCUUAAAGCUAGCGCCCCCUGGUACAGUGCCUGGAGAGACACUCUAGAAGAGGUCUGCACCUCCAAGCACUUCACAGCGACCACGCCCUGGUUCGAGGCCUACAGGGAGAACUUCCUACAGUCGAUGCCUGCCUCUGAUCACGAGUUCCUCAAUCACUACCUUGCCUGCCUGCUGGUUGUGUCAUCAAAUGAGGCCGUCCCCGUUGAGCAGUUCCUCAAACUGUCCCAAGAGCAGCACCGCAUCCAGCACAGUGGGGAGUACACCAAGCCCAAGUGGUUCAUUCCCAACACGCUCAAGUACUACGUGCUCCUGCACGAUGUCAGCGAGGGCGACGGACAAAGGGCAGACUCUGUGUAUGAGGAUAUGAAGCAAAGGUAUGGACCUCAGGGCUGCUACCUGCUGAAAAUUAACUCUCGUACACUCCCCGCUGAACAGAACGAACAGAUUCCAGACCCAUGGAGUCAGUAUCUGCACAAGAAUGACCUGCAGAGCCAGGAUCAGCUUGAUGAUGAUCUUCCAGCUGCAAGUGCUUCCACCGAUGAAAAUGACGUCAGUGGAACAGAGGAUCAUAAUUCAUCAGAGACAGGUGGAGAAGCUAAUCGGCUGGAAGACCACCCUCUACAAUUGGACUCUGUGAGCAGCUCAGGCAGCCUCCAGGCCCUUGGCACCACCCACGCUGAAGCCAAAAAACCUGUGAGGGAGACCGAGAGUGCGUCAGUGGGACACGGGGCUUGUCUGACCUUGAACGACCACGACCACAUUCGCCAGUUUAUCCAGGAGUUCACCUCCAGGGGCCUGCUGCCUCACAUAGAGAAGAACAUCAGGCAGCUCAAUGAUCAGCUCGUAUCCAGAAAAGGUUUGAGCCGUUCUCUGUUCACGGCCACCAAGAAGUGGUUUGGAGGUGGGAAAGCUCCGGAGAAGAGCAUCAGUGAGCCCAAGAGCACUUCUGGCCUUCUCUAUCCUCCAGAGGCCCCCGAACUGCAGAUCAGGAAGAUGGCUGACUUGUGCUUACUGGUUCAGCACUAUGAACUGGCUUACAGCUGUUACCACACAGCCAAGAAAGACUUCCUGUCUGACCAGGCCAUGCUUUACGCCGCGGGGGCAUUGGAAAUGGCUGCAGUCUCUGCAUUUCUUCAGGCUGGAGCCCCCCGACCGUAUCCUGCACAUUACAUGGACACGGCCAUCCAGACGUACAGAGACGUCUGCAGAAACAUGGUGCUAGCAGAGCGCUGUGCUCUCCUCAGUGCAGAGAUACUCAAGAGUCAAGGCAAAUAUUCGGAAGCUGCGACGCUCCUAAUCAAAAUGACAAGUGAGGACUCAGACCUGCGCAGUGCUCUGCUGUUGGAGCAGGCGGCCCACUGCUUUGUUAACAUGCGGACUCGCAUGCUGCGCAAAUUUGCCUUCCACAUGAUCCUAGCGGGUCACCGCUUCAGCAAAGCAGGCCAGAAGAGGCACGCACUACGCUGCUACUGUCAGGCCAUGCAGGUCUACAAGGGCAGGUCCUGGUCUCUGGCAGAGGACCAUAUCAACUUCACCAUCGGCCGGCAGUCCUUCACUCUCGGCCAACCGGAAAAGGCUGUGGCUGCCUUCAAGCAGAUCCUGACUAAUGACAGCAGGCAGACGGCCACGCAGCAGGGCGCCUUCUUUAGAGAGUACCUCUACGUUUACAAGAGUGUGAUCAGCAGAAGUGAAGUCAUUCUGCCCCAGCUGCCGCUGCCCUGCAUCCAGAGCUCCGCCACCAGGGUCUACUUCGGCCAUGAGCGCCGCCUCGCUGAGGGUGAAAAGCAGGCCGCUACUCACGUGUCGCUGGACCAGGAGUACGACCCGGACUUGGCGGCCAUGUGGUACAAGCUGGAGGAGCAGCUGGCGGCGGCUGCCAACCGAGGGGUGGUUCCCGUGAACUUCCAGCCCAGCCAGUGCUACCUGAACAGCCAGACGGAUAACCUGCACAACCCGCUGGCUGUGGUGGAAGAGCCAAUCAUCGUGGAGGUGAUGUUCAGAAACCCUCUUAAGGUUCCUCUGUCGCUGUCUUGCCUCUCGCUACUCUGGAGGUUCGCCUGUGAUGGCAAGAAAACAACUCAAGAGUCUUCAGGAGAGUUCAUCACAAAUGAGGACACGUCGGCUCAGGAGACGUCACACAGAGAUGACCUUGUCACCACUGAGACAAUACCAGACUUUAAUUUAGGUCCAGAGGAAACCAAAAUGGCUCGGCUGAGGCUGCUGCCGCACAGAACGGGCCAGCUGAACAUUGUGGGCGUGGUGUACGACCUGGCUGCUGCGUCCUCUGGAGACAUGGUUGCCGACGGGCAGCAAAAGUCUGAUAUCAUGGUUGUUCGAGGAAAGCAGGAUCUGAAGAUUCGAGGCCCGCGACUAAAUCAGACCAAAGAGGACAAGAUGUUUGUACGAUAUGGACCCGAUCGACGCCUGGAUCCAAUCAUCACUCCGCCCAUGGCCCUGAUGGAGGUCUUCUUCCUGCAGUUUCCCACCGCACUGCUGUGCGGCGAGAUCAGAAAGGCGUAUGUUGAGUUUUGCAACGUCAGUGGCGUGUCACUCAGCAGCUUGCGCGUAGCAUCCACACAUCCCGAUUUCUUCACCUUCGGCAGUCAGGCCACGACGCCCCUCACACCCCUCAGUCCAACCUCAGCUGAAAACUGCUCAGCCUACAAAACCUUAGCCACACCCCCUGGAUCCACGCCGGGCUCUGUGGCGUCUGAGACGCUGGUCUCAGCGGAAGAUUUCAGUCUGCUAUCUAACGUGGUGGACAUCCCCAUAAAUGGUGGCAUGCUGCACCCGGGCGAGUCCAUGCAGCUUCCUCUCUGGCUUCGAGGCCCAGACCAGGAAGGCGUUCAUGAGAUCAACUUCCUGUUCUACUACGAGAGCCCAGAGAAAGGGACCAAGAUCAGUCACCGCGUGCUGCGGCACACGGUGUUCAUCUGUGCAAGUCGCUCUCUGAGCGUGCAAGCGUCGGCCUGCUGCAGCAGUGUACCGCCGCAGCGCGGCCCGGGCGAGGACAGUGGGACGCUAGUGUUCAUUGACGUGGAGAACAUUAACACGAGUGAAGCUGGCGUCCGCGAGUUCCACAUAGUUCAGGUGUCAAGUAGCAGUCAGCGCUGGCGCCUGCACAAGUGCAUCAACCCAGCCAAGGAGAACGACUGCAAACUCAGCAGCAGAGAACGAGCCAAGCUGUGUUUCAGGGCCACACCAUGCAAUGCUCCACAAGCUACCUCAGACGCCGUCAAACUCUUCACCUUUGCAGACCUAAACCUGGGCAACGAGCGGAUCGUCAGUUCGGCCACGCCCUGCGGUGACUUCUUCUUUCGAUGCCGCUGGACGUCUGAGUCUCGGCAAGCUGAUGCGUCGUCAACCAGGAUGUCAUCCGAGGCGAGGAACUCCAGUCUGGUCACCGCUGAGGACAAAAGGUGUGAUGUGGCCCACAUGGUGAAGAAAUGCAACGAACUGGACCUCAGCAUCAUCGUAAUCUGGAAGGCAUAUGUGGUGGAGGACAACAAGCAGCUGAUUCUGGAGGGUCAGCUCCAUGUGGCGUUGCAGGCUGUCGGCAAGGAGGCCACUUCUUUGACACCCAAAGAGGAAGCUCAGGAGAUGGUUCUGUUCAAGUUCAAGUCGGAUCUACCGCCUCCAGCCGUGCUGCCGUCUGCAGAACUGUCCCGACUGGUGAAGACCAACAUGCACUACCCUGAGACGUACACACACGCAUUCACACACAACAGUAUUUGUGUUGUUCCAGUUUCUUUGGUUCUGUCCAACUGCUGCUGGACUCAGGUGGACGUGGUUGUUGACUUGAGGCAUAAAACCAUCAGUUCUGAGGCAUUGGAAGUGCACAGCACAUUCACGUGGGUGGGUCAGAGCCGCUACAAGGUGCAGCUGAAGCCUCGCCAGGUGAUGUGCCUCACGCUGCGAGCGUGCUUUGUCCAGCCUGGCGUCUACAACAUCAACACGCCACGCGUCUUUGCCAAGCCCGCCGAGCAGGACACCGCGUCCGAGACGGGUCAGCAGAACGCAGGCCCCGCCCUCAUCAUCAUCAACAACGUCUGAGCGUACGGGACGAUGGCUACAGAAGAUGUCGUCACAGCUGUGACUUUGAGCAUACGCGUCAGGGAUUUCAACUUGCAAUGGGCUGCAGUGAUCAGGAGGUCAGCAUACUUGUGGAUCAGGACGCUGACUGUGUGUGCGCGCGUGUGUGUGUGGGGCGCUACAAGUUUGGGGGCGGAACCAUUCAGAAUAAGGACCUCCUACUGAGGAAUAAUUUCCUGUAUGGCACAGGGUUUUGCCCCACCCCUUUUUAGGAGGCUAGUAGCAGGUUGUGCUCCUGGCUUCCAUCAUAGAUGAAGUGAUCAUGACCACUAAAUCAUUCUGAAGCUACUAGCAUGUCUGGUCUCUCCCAACCAAAAGACUACCACACAGCACUCCUAAACGAACUGCCCUCCCCCACCAAGCCCUGGACUGUCCUGUGGGAAUGCGUGCUUGUAUUAGCAAGAUGUUGACUCCAAUUUUAAAACUAACUUGCGUGACUGUCACCUCCUGUUAAAGGUGUACUAUAUUUAUAACAAAUAUCAUGUAAAUAGUAAAUAAACAUGUUACUAAUUCUUCACGCUGUAAAGUGACAGAGAUGAUUGUUUUCAACAACAUUCACCAGCACACCGUCCUUGCAUUUUGUUUGCAAACUUUUUAGGCAAGUUAGAAAUUUAGUAUGUGAAAAAUCACAAUGAAAAUGUGAGUUAUAAUUUGUGAACGUGUCAAAUAUUGCGGGCCGGCACGGUGGUCUAGUGGUUAGCAUUUUGGCCACACAGGCACAGUCAGGAGAUUGGGAAGACCUGGGUUCGAAUCUCCGUUGGGCAUUUCUGUGUGGAGUUUCCAUGUUCUCCCCCGUGCGUGGGUUUUCUCCUGGUACUCCGGUUUCCUCCCACAUUCCAAAAACAUGCAUGUUAGGUUAAUUGCCGACUCUAAAUUGUCCAUAGGUAUGAAUGUGAGUGAAUGGUUGUUUGUCUAUAUGUGCCCUGCGAUUGACUGGCGACCAGUCCAGGGUGUACCCCGCCCGUCGCCAGCUGGGAUAGGCUCCAGGAUACCCCCGUGACCCUAAUGAGGAGAAGCGGUAUAGAAAAUGGAUGGACAAACAUUGCAGCAAUCAAUUCAGGCUGUGUUUGAUACUUUUAUUUUGAAAAUUAUUAGGAUGGACAACCAAAUUCCAGGUAUGUUGUCAACAUUUAAGUAUGUGUGUUGCUUUGUUUUACACACACUGACAUGAGUCCAGCGUCAAUGUGGUCAGUGAGGUUGUGCCGACUGGAUCUCCUGGUACUGCGGCUCUGUUCGGUACAGGCAGUAGUGCUGAGCCAUGAAGAUGAUGUCAAAGGCCACCGAAAAGAGGCCAAGGCCGAACUUGGUGGGGUCGCCGAAUAUAAGCCCCCACUCGUCUGAAAACAGAAAGAUGUCACAGACAAGUAGCGUGAGCUUGCGAAGAUUGCUGUAAAACAUUACCAUUGUUGUACGAGUCUAUAAUCAUCUGCAAGAUGCUCAGCAUGCCGCCACUGAAGUCCAGCAGCACGUUGCCGAUGCUCCAGCCCACUGUGCUCUUCCUGCGGUAGUUCAUGAGGGCCUGAGGGGGAAACAUGACAAUGUCAUGUGACCAGAGCACAACAAUGACACGCAACGGCAGUGGAAGCUCACCUGUGGCACAUAUUUGACCAGUGUGAUGGCCAGCUUGAUGUAGGAGACGAAGUAGAGGUAGUCCAGCCAGCUGAUGCGUCUGGCCACAGCCAAAAACAAGCUGAUGCCUGCAAAUGACCAGCCAAUCAGCAGCAGGAGGCGUGCCGUCCACGACACCCGCUGACCUCCUGUCUGGAAGAAAAUUUCUUAUUCUAUCAGCAAUCAAAAUCCAGUUCAACUUAAUGUUUCUUGUGGUUCUAGAAUAAUAAGGCAACAGGAGCAACCUCAUAGAUGGCGGCCUGGGUGACGUACACCAAACACAGAAGGAAGGCAUGCAGGCUGAAGAAGACGUCAUUGGCUUUCACUGGGUUAAUUCCAUUGGGAUUCUUCUGGAGAAACUCCUCCUGUGAAGCCAGAAGUCAAACUGUUACACCAUACGUCACAUAAACAUCGACGUUGGUUGGUGUCACCUUGAUGGGAACUACCCAGAAAAGACAGACGUUGAAGACGCUGUAAGCAAAGAAGCCGGUCAUGUUGAGUGCCAGGAAGUCAAAGUUGAGGCCCACCACACUGAAAACAAAAAAAAAAAAAACUUCCAAAGGUCACACUGUGGACACGUGACCUCAAAGAAACAAAAGCGCACCUUUUCCGUCUCCAGUUAACCCAUGCUUGUGGGUAGAAGGACACGGACCAGGACAAGAAGUAAAUCCAGCCAAUCACCUCGCUGAUGACAGCCAACACAUUGCUAUGGACCACCAAGAAGCGCAGCCUAGACGACCAGCUGCAGUGCCACCACAUGAGGCGUCAGGAAGCAGGAUUUCUCAUGGUGACGCGGGACUUCUGAUGGUGUCGCUUCUGGACCGCCACUCACCUGUGGAUCUCUGUGUUGUUGCUCAGCAGGUACGUGGUCACCUGACCCGCACUGUGGGCCGUCGCUGUGAACACGACCGACGUCGUCUCAGCUGGCAGCAACACCUAAAUGACACUCAUCAUGGAAACUUUGCAUACACUGCAGUACAAAUUUUUACGUUCAGGUCUUACCUGCUCUGGCACACUGAUGAUCAAUGAGGAGCUGCUCUUAGAGCUGUAGGUCACAUUGAACCGGAUCGCCACCGGCUGUUGGAGCGGCACACUGGAAUAAAAAACAAGCAGUUGUGACAUCAUCAAGUGGCAUGGUGGCAUAUUUUAUCUUCGAAUAUCUCCUGAGCUGAGCAAGCCUGAGACAACGUUCCCCAAAGUCUUCAAAGUGGAUCAAAGAAGGAGAACAAGAUGUCACGUUCCUUGUUUAUGUUUCAUCAUGCUACACACAAGCACUAAUGGUGGCACCAAGCCGUUUGGUGCCUUGACCAAGGGCAUCUUAUAAUUUCCAUGUGUUUGUGCACCAUCUGGAUGUGUUUACCUGGUAGUGAUGGUGACAUUGGCACUAGAAUGUUCUUCCAGCAUUACCGCCGCAGGGGCAUUCAAGAAGACUUGUGCCUCUGCGCAAGGGAGAGAUGAUGUCACAGCUUCACAAGCGUGUACUGUGGAAUAGUGUGGAAUGUGAGGUGGUCACCUGAGAGGUUGCUUAGUAUCCAUAGCAGUAGCACCUGAGCCAGCAGAUGACCCCUCAGGGUCAACAUCGCUGCAAGAAACCUGAACGAGACCAUGAAAAACAUGAACUUGGUUGCCGGUCAAUCUGCUAACGCUCAUUUUAUAGUAAAGCUAUCAUACGUAUAGGAAUGUUACAAAACCCAUAUUUUAGCGAUUCAAAAAUCUAAGGCACUGUGCAUGCGCGCUCCAUUAGGAGUGUCCAUGGGGACAUCCUUGAAAGUGCAUUUUUCCAUAGGAUAUCGAGUGUAUUUCCAUUCGUAUAAGUGUUUGUUAGGUAGAUUACGUCUUCCUCUUUAAUUUCGUAGCGGAUUUAGAGUGUUGGACCACAUCGACUCAUAUGAAGGAUACACAGCUUGCUGCUGCUGCUGCACAUUAAAAAUAUGACACUUGACUUAAUUUCUUCCCUGGACUUUUUGAUUAAAAAAAUGUACAGGAUACUCUGGUGACUUUUAAAACAGACUUUCACAGCCUAAGUUAUUAUAUAUUUUGUAGUACGGUUGUAUUUGCCAAGGUCCGUGGGUCGAUCACAGCUGUUAAAGAUAUGAUGUUAAAGCUAUUUGUUAAACGUGGACCAAAGGCACUAUUUUCCGGUUUGAAAUUGCCUCUAACGUCAUUCAUAUUUGGGGUAGUGAAGUGAAUGAGGUCUCAAAUUAAAGUUCAAGUCAUGCUUUAUCAGAUAGAAUUAUUUUGCAUUAUUAAAAUUUUGUAACAUUCCCACGUAGUGUACUAUGACGCUGAGAAAUGAACAAUAAAUCAAUAGCGGACUCAUCUUCGGUCCGUAAACACA